AUGCCGUCGCACACCUCUGCUGCUCACGGCCAGGUGAUCGAGUACAUUCAAGACCGUCUGUAUCUUGCGUCGUACUCUUCCGAACCUGAUCGCUAUGCUCCCUUCCCGUUCCCAAGCCAUGCAACCAGUCCAUCCAAGCGCUCGGCAAAGGCAUCGCAAAGCCCUGUGAGGACCGCUAAACACAGACACCCUGUAUAUUUCACGGUUGAUGACACUCUACUAUACAAUGCGUUCCACGCGGAUUUCGGCCCGCUCCAUAUCGGCCACCUCUACCGAUUCGCCGUUCAUUUCCAUGAGAUUCUUGGUGACCCAGCCAAUGCUGAACGGCCAGUAGUCUUCUACAGCAAACCAGACCCUCGCAGUCGAGCGAAUGCAGCGUGCUUGGUUGCCUGCUAUAUGGUACUUAUUCAGUCAUGGCCCCCUCAUCUGGCGCUUGCACCUAUCGCUCAAGCGGAUCCUCCAUACAUGCCUUUCCGCGAUGCGGGAUACAGCCAAGCGGACUUCGUUCUCAACAUUCAGGAUGUCGUGUAUGGUGUGUGGAAGGCCAAGGAAGAGUCCCUCUGUGGAUUGAAAGACUUUAGUCUGGAAGAAUACGAACGCUAUGAACGAGUUGAUAUGGGCGAUUUCAACUGGGUGACUCCAAACUUCAUUGCAUUCGCGUCACCGCAACAGCAGCCAGUUGCCCCAAUUCCCGCCAACACCCCCGAAUACGCAGCUCUGCCGUCGACGAUACCCCAGGUUCUCUCAUCUAAGCUUCCUGUGCCAUUCAAGAAUGUCUUGACCCAUUUCUCAUCGAGGAAUGUCGGGUUAGUAGUUCGUCUCAACUCUGAGCUCUACUGCCCUUCAUACUUCACUGCGCUCGGAAUAAAUCAUAUCGAUAUGAUUUUCGAAGACGGAACAUGCCCACCUCUGCCACUGGUCCGACGAUUCAUCAAGAUGGCUCAUGAAAUGAUUACUGUUCAGAACAAAAGCAUUGCUGUUCACUGCAAAGCGGGUUUGGGACGCACUGGCUGUUUAAUUGGCGCAUACUUGAUCUACCGUCACGGAUUCACUGCAAAUGAAAUUAUCGCCUUCAUGAGGUUCAUGCGCCCCGGUAUGGUUGUCGGACCACAACAACACUGGCUUCACCUCAACCAAGGGGCUUUCCGUGAAUGGUGGUUUGAAGAUACCAUGCGUGAGAAGUUGGCGUUGGCAGCGCCCGUGACACCUGGCCGACAACUCAACAAGCAGCGGUCCAGCAACGGACAGACCGUUACACCUCCUCAGCACACUGGUCAUUCACGACGCUCAGCCCUCGGAGAAAUUGACAAUAAUGAAGCUUCUAGCUAUAAUACCGACGAGAACCUGCCAGCCCCGACGCCUGGACAACCUCGCAAGUCCCAUCGCAAAGACUCUCGCCACCAUCCAUACGCGCGCAAUGUCUCCGGGUCUCUAGCUGUGAAUGGAGAUACAGAUAAAGAGCGAUCGGGUAAACGAGCUCAGCGUGCAGGAACAGAACAGAGUGAGAGCGAAGAGGAAAUCCAGAUGCGACUACUUGCCAAGCGCGCAUCGCGAUCUCCCAGCGCUUCCCCCAAGACACGAUCAAUCAGCUACUCUACCACAGUCACUACCAGCUAUGAAGUACACGAAGACCGGGAAAACUGGGUUGAAGCUGUUGUUGCCAAACAAAAGACUCCUUCAAGCAGCAAGGGCGCCAUCACCAUGAGCAAAGUUCGGUCAAGCCCCCGACGAGUCACCGACAGCAAAGGAGAAACCAAAGGUAUCCGCAAGAUUAGCGGCCGCGUGGGUAGCGUUGGAACCUCUUCCCCGACUAGGGUGAAAUAAGUACUACGCUCUCUCUACUGUCUCACGAGUUAUGAAUAUGAUUUUAUAUACACAUUCUACUCUGCGUUCUGCGUAUAGGCUGUUUUGAAGGCUAUUCUUCGUCAAUCUAUAGAUACCAGCAGCCUGACAAGUCCGUACAUGUAUUGUCAGGUUAGCUUUUCUCUUCAUAUUGGUUAUACUUUUGGAUGGGUUUGGUUUUACGGAAUGGAGUGGCGACUGGCGUUGUUGGCUUGUUUGAGUUUUCAUUGAUCGGUGCGGGAAAAAACUGGACUGGUCUGCUAGUCAGUCGGUCUCGAGCUUUAAUAUCCUUGUAUUCUUCUUUUCAGUUAUGAUGAUUUCAUGUUCAUGUUGCAUGGAGUUUGCAUUGAUCCCUUGCACUUGUACUGUAUGUGACUCGCGUCUUGCCUCGG
Messenger RNA from Talaromyces stipitatus ATCC 10500, 2234 nucleotides. RefSeq names its product protein-tyrosine phosphatase, putative. Gene Ontology annotation, biological process: protein dephosphorylation; positive regulation of cytokinesis; microtubule cytoskeleton organization. Gene Ontology annotation, cellular component: nucleolus; centrosome; mitotic spindle. Gene Ontology annotation, molecular function: protein tyrosine/serine/threonine phosphatase activity; protein serine/threonine phosphatase activity. The transcript is spliced from 3 exons. The record is from RefSeq and is a predicted model, not a curated record. Lineage: Eukaryota; Fungi; Ascomycota; Eurotiomycetes; Eurotiales; Trichocomaceae. Bases 1 to 1824 code for a protein of 607 amino acids.